This is a messenger RNA of Drosophila erecta, 2245 nucleotides long. It is a transcript of the gene Kua, whose product is annotated as transmembrane protein 189. Gene Ontology annotation, molecular function: oxidoreductase activity. NCBI's taxonomy places the organism in Eukaryota, Metazoa, Arthropoda, Insecta, Diptera, Drosophilidae. The transcript is spliced from 6 exons. The record is from RefSeq and is a predicted model, not a curated record. Bases 464 to 1396 code for a protein of 310 amino acids.
ACGCGACUUCGGGGGCAUGAAUGAAAAUGGCUGCGCCGUACGAUUCGGUUUUCCUGUUAGUUUAGUUUCUUUCGGAAUUUACUGGUGCAAAGUAGCGGCACUAUUACUGCAGCUCCCGCGCCCGCGUGUGUGUGUGAGUGUGUGCGAGAGUGCGCGGCGUGCGUGUGUGUGUGUGUGAGUGUACGGUGGGGCAGCCUUAAAUCACGUGCAUAGAAAAAAACGAAAGAAAAAAGCAUUUAUUUACAUUUGGAUGCCACUAUAAAAAAUAGGACGCCGACGCCUGGGUUCGCUGUAAAUCGACGUUAGUGAAUGCCUAACAAUUCCUUGCGUGUGCACAUGUUUUUGGUCCUAAUCAAUACUUGGCAGACGGUCAUUUAGAUUUAAUUGUUGCAAGAAAUAGGCCUCAAAACAACAACAACUUCGGAGCGCCAACAAUAACAAUUAAAACACCUGCGAAGCGACGAUGACGGCCAAGAGCGAUAUGGAUAUUCUGGCCAACUCCAUGUAUGAGGACGACCCCAAUGGCAACCUAGCGCCCGCCACCACCAAAGAUCAGGAAUCGGCCAAGCCGGAGGAGCUAAAGGUCACCACAGCUGGCACCAAUACCACCCAAUCACCCAAUUCGGCGACCAUAACUUCGACUUCUCCGCGAUGGGGUCCGCAGAAUAAGGGCGCCCAGGAACUGGCCCUUUUGUACAGUCCAGGAAAACGUGCCCAGGAAAUCAUUUGCGUCUACACCUGCAUUGGCCUUAUGAUCAUUAACCUGGCCCUGAUUGUUAGGCACUUGCGAUUGGAGCGGAUUAGUGUGGCCUUUCUGUCCGCCCUGUGCGGCAUUAUAACGGCUGACUUUGCCUCUGGCUUGGUUCACUGGGCGGCGGACACAUGGGGAUCGGUGGACAUACCCAUGAUUGGAAAGAACUUUCUGCGACCCUUUCGCGAGCAUCAUCUGGAUCCCACAUCCAUAACGCGACACGAUUUCAUUGAGACAAAUGGCGACAACUUUAUGGUUGGCAUACCAAUCCUCGGGUACUUGGCUCACUAUUUUUACAUACGGACGCCCAGCGAGAUACAGCAACACUUCGGCUGGAUAGCCUAUGUGUUCCUCUGCUCCAUAUUCGUGGCCAUGACCAAUCAGAUACACAAAUGGUCGCAUACAUAUUGGGGAUUGCCGAGGUGGGUCCUGUUACUCCAAAGCUGUCACAUAAUCCUGCCACGCAAGCAUCAUCGCAUCCAUCACGUGGCGCCCCACGAGACCUACUUUUGCAUCACCACCGGAUGGCUUAACUGGCCACUGGAACGCAUCAGAUUCUGGUCAACAUUCGAGCUCAUCAUCGAGCAUUUUACGGGUCUCAAGCCCCGAGAUGACGACCUGAAAUGGGCCAAGAAACUCACAUAGGUGCGCCGCCCAGCGACUGUAUAUAGGAACCUUGGACCAAAAGCAGCCUUACAUUGCUGAACGUCACCUUCAAAUGUUAUCAUACAAUCGGAAUGUCUAACAGAAUGAAGUGGCUUUAAAUGAGACAAGAUACAAGAUGCACCCAUACUUAUUAGGUUAAUGGCAUAGUUCUCAGUUGCAUGUUUGUUAAAAAUAGUUGAUUGUUUUAGAUUAAGUUAGUGUUUUUUAAAUACUUUAUUACUAUUGUACACCUGCACACACUCGCACAAUAGAGCGCAUAAACUAAUUGAUCUCGCCACAGAUUAAUCAUACUACGAGUGAGCCUUACGUAUACCUAAAAAAAAAGGAACAAAUUACUAACUAUUGAGCACAAGCUUGUCUGAUCAAUUUUGAAAGAUUUACACAAAAUAUAUUAAAUUAUUACUCGAUAUAAAUGUAAGCUUGACGAGCAACAAAAGACAUUUUAAUACCGUCUAAUGUUCGCUGCUUAGUUGUGGCCAUAAAGUAAAUCAAUUUAUUUACAACUAUGUAUACAUACAAGAUACAAUUAAACUAGGCGCUGUAUGCAAUCAAAUAUGUGACUUAAAACCUUUGCCUUAAAACGUUUUUAUAUUAUAAACUGUUCUAGAGAAGCGAAAUCAGUUUUAGUAGGCACACUUUUAGUGGCAAGUGUAAGAGACCAGUUAGUAUAAUUUAUUUCCAAAGAAUUUGGCUAUGUGCAACUGUUUUUAAGUAAUAGGCGUUGAAAAGGCUAGUUGCUUAUAUCAUUUGAGGUAUUGUUGCUUAAUGCAGUAAUUAUAAGACGGCAAUAUUUUUUGUGAUCUGAGAAAAUAAAUCAAUAAGCUAAAA